AUGGCAUUUAAAUCGAGCCUUCGAUUGGAACCUCACCACAUUUUGUCCAGAAAUUGGAGCUCAGACACACACUUCUGCAGCUGGUAUGGAGUUUCAUGCUUGCACCAGAGAGUUGUAGCUUUGCAACUUCCUAAUUUGGCCAUUCAAGGCAGAGUUUCUUCAGAAAUUGCCAACUUGACUCAACUUGCUCUUCUUGACCUUAGUAGCAAUGAUUUGAAUGGCAAUUUACCAAGUGAGUUGGGCUUCUUGCAACAACUGAGACUUUUUAAUGUGACUGGGAAUUCUCUUGAUGGAACUAUUCCUCUGAAUAUAAGCCGUUGUCGUGUACUGCAAGAACUUCAUUUAUCAGAUAACAUGAUCAAAGGAAGCAUACCUCAAGAACUUGGCCUGUUAAGUCAACUUAGAAUUUUGCGUCUCAACGACAAUAAUCUGACAGGAAAGAUUCUACCUUUAUUAGGAAACUUAUCAAAGCUGGAAUAUUUUUAUCUGCAUGAAAAUGAUUUGGAAGGUGAAAUACCUGAUGAAAUUGGUGAUCUUACCAAUUUGAGGCUCCUUUCCUUUCGUGGCAAUGAUUUCACUGGAGCGAUACCUGCUUCAAUUUUCAAUAUUUCAAGAUUGCAAAUUGUGGAUCUCUCGAUAAAUGCCUUAUCAGGGGAACUUCCAAGUGAUUUGGGUAAUUGUUUUCCUAUCCUUGAACAUCUUUUUCUGGACAGCAACAGGAUCACGGGGAAAAUCCCGGUUUCUUUAUCAAAUGCAUCAAAGAUUACUCAUCUCUUCUUCACUGAAAAUGAUGUGCAAGGAAAUAUUCCAAAUGAGUUUGCUUAUUCAAUAUUUCGUCUCUUGAAAUCCUCAAAGCCAGGCAUAAUUACUUAA
Molecule: messenger RNA, 873 nt
Organism: Solanum tuberosum (potato)
Lineage: Eukaryota; Viridiplantae; Streptophyta; Magnoliopsida; Solanales; Solanaceae
Product: probable LRR receptor-like serine/threonine-protein kinase At3g47570
Exons: 2
Coding region: 1-873 (290 amino acids)
Molecular function (GO): protein binding
Source: RefSeq, a predicted model, not a curated record